AUGCUUCCCGGGCUCGUACUGGAGUUUUACGAGGGAAAGAAUGUCAUGGAGUACACAAAGCGUGAAAAUUCUGAUGAAACCAAGCUACGACUGGUUGGGGAAAUUGCUUUGGGAUUGAAAUACUUGCAUCAACAAUGGCCGCCUAUCAUUCAUGGUGACUUGCGAGGGGCGAAUGUACUCAUUGAUAGCAAAGGACACGCCGUAGUGGCCGACUACGGCUUGGCCUUGAUAAUCGAUUCAUCUGAGUUCACCUCUAUCAAAACCGCAGGCACUUGUCGAUGGACUGCACCAGAAAUUAUGGAUCCUCCAGCCAAUGGCGAUAUACCCUUACCUCAAUUUACCGUCAAGAGUGACAUAUUUUCCUAUGCUAUGACCGUCUUUGAGAUCUUUGCUGGGGAACAACCAUUUAACGACAAGAAAAGCGAUGGCAACGUUAUCUUUGCCAUCUUGGACGGGAGUCGCCCAGUGCUGCCGGAGUCUAUUGAAAGCAGGGCCAAUCUAGCAAACCUCGUCACACAGAGCUGGAGUCAGAACGCCGAUCAAAGACCAAACGCUCGUCAGAUCUGCCGCAGAUUGGGAUUGACAACUUGGUACGGGGAUUGGAUGGACACUCUCCGUGGAUAUCUGCCAGUGUAG
Laccaria bicolor S238N-H82 is the source of this 636-nucleotide messenger RNA. RefSeq lists its product as uncharacterized. The record is from RefSeq and is a predicted model, not a curated record. Gene Ontology annotation, biological process: protein phosphorylation. Gene Ontology annotation, molecular function: protein kinase activity; ATP binding. The transcript has 6 exons. The coding region runs from base 1 to 636 and encodes 211 amino acids. Lineage: Eukaryota; Fungi; Basidiomycota; Agaricomycetes; Agaricales; Hydnangiaceae.